UUUCUCGACUCCCUCUCGUGGCUUCCGUCUCAUUCCACUCUUUCUUGGCCUGGGACUUGCCGCCAAAAAAAACAAGUUCCUCCAGCAACCAUGGUCUCAGGAGGAACCCAAGAAAAGCACGCCGCUCUGCCAGAGCAGGUCGUUCUGCUGGAACAGACCCCGCAGCUCAAGGCUCUCAUGUCUAUCGUCAGAAACAAAGAAACCCAGCGAGGCGACUUUAUCUUCUACAGCGACCGUGUCAUCCGUCUCCUCGUCGAAGAGGCUCUCAACCAUUUGCCCUUUAUCGAUAAGGUCAUCUCCACUCCCACCGGGGCCAAGUACAAUGGCCUCGGGUUCAGAGGCAAAAUCUGCGGCGUUUCCAUCAUGCGCGCGGGUGAAGCCAUGGAACAAGGGCUGAGGGAUUGCUGUCGGAGUGUUAGGAUUGGAAAGAUCUUGAUUCAGAGGAAUGAGGAAACUGCGAUGCCGCAGCUUUAUUACUCAAAGUUGCCCCCGGAUAUUGCGGAUCGCUUUUGCUUGCUGCUUGAUCCGAUGUUGGCAACCGGCGGCUCAGCAAACAAAGCCAUCGAAGUGCUGAUCGACCACGGGGUCCCCGAAGAGCGGAUCCUCUUCGUCAACCUGAUCUGCGCACCCGAAGGCAUCGAGAAAGUGCUCGCGGCGUACCCACGGCUGAAAAUCGUGACGGCGGAGAUUGAUGCCGGGCUCGACGAGAACAAGUAUAUUAUGCCGGGGUUGGGCGAUUUUGGGUGUAGGUACUUUGGAACUGAGGGGGUUUAGUUGGAAUAGGAAUAGGAGGAAGCUAGGGAGGGAUACGGCUUCGUAGUGUACAAACGCAGACGUAGAUGCUUCCCCCAAAGGACCUCAAGCUUGUGAUGUUAUCGGCGUUCGGCUUUCUUCAUCAAUGUAUCAUCCCGGCAUAGUCGUAGCGUUCUACAUCAUUUAAUGAUUCAACAUGGGUUUUUGCGAGGUGCGAGGGGAGCGUUGGGCAACGCGUGCAAAUCUCCCAAAGCGAUGACG
Messenger RNA from Fimicolochytrium jonesii, 1014 nucleotides. Its product is annotated as uracil phosphoribosyltransferase-domain-containing protein. The coding region runs from base 91 to 774 and encodes 227 amino acids. The transcript has 4 exons. The record is from RefSeq and is a predicted model, not a curated record. Lineage: Eukaryota; Fungi; Chytridiomycota; Chytridiomycetes; Spizellomycetales; Powellomycetaceae.